This is a messenger RNA of Diabrotica virgifera virgifera (western corn rootworm), 630 nucleotides long. Its product is annotated as basic salivary proline-rich protein 2-like. The record is from RefSeq and is a predicted model, not a curated record. The coding region runs from base 1 to 630 and encodes 209 amino acids. The transcript is spliced from 2 exons. NCBI's taxonomy places the organism in Eukaryota, Metazoa, Arthropoda, Insecta, Coleoptera, Chrysomelidae.
AUGAAAAGCCACCAGAAUUGCCUACAAGUCCAGAUGGGAGGUUCACCGGGAAUACCUGUCCAUCCUGUCCAUCCUUCAGGUCCAUUUGAAAAACUACCAAGGCCACCACCAGGUUUACAUAAGAAGCCUACAGAACAACCUACCGGUUCACUUCAAUGGUCAUCAGGACCAACUCCGAGUCCACAUGAGAAGCCACCAGGACCACCUCCAGGUUCCCCUGGGAAGCUUCCUGGUCCACUGAAUACUCCUACAGGCCCACAUCCAGGUAGUCAACCUGAAGAGCCUACUGGCCAACCGUCAGGUCCAUCUAGGAAAGGAUCAGUGCCACCUCCAGGUUCACCAGUAAAAUUUCCAAGACCUCCUGAUAGACCUAUAGACGCACCUGACAAACAUCCAGGACUUUCUUCAGAUCAUCCUGGUAACCCUACAGGACCACCUGAAAAAUCACCUGGCCAAUCUCCGGGUCCACCUGGACAACCUCCUGGUACACCGGGUACUAUUGCAGGCUCACCUUCAGGUCCCCAGAAAAACCCCCAUGGCCUUCUCCAGAUUCACCUCCAGGCCAACCUAGGAAACCUCUUGCCCAACCUUCUGCAUGUCCACCAGGGAAGCCUUCAGCUCCACCUUUAG